Molecule: messenger RNA, 1893 nt
Organism: Trichomonas vaginalis G3
Lineage: Eukaryota; Parabasalia; Trichomonadida; Trichomonadidae
Product: outer arm dynein light chain 1 family
Exons: 1
Coding region: 1-1893 (630 amino acids)
Source: RefSeq, a predicted model, not a curated record
AUGGAUUUAACUUCACCUUAUAAAACGAGAUCAAAUAGUAAGAAUGAAGAUAAUUAUAAAAUUUAUCUAUCAAAAGGAGUACUCGACUUAAGCGGAGAAGAAAAUGUAGACUUAUCUUCAAUUGGUAAACGCCCAACUCUGAAAGUACUAAAUCUUUCAUAUACAAAUGUCAAAUCAUUUGAAGGACUUGAUCUUCAGCCUAAUAUUAUGCAAAUUAACCUCAGAAAUUCAAAAUUUACAUCGUUAUAUAAUUUUUUGUCCGUUAAGAAUGCUUCAAACAUCAAUGUUGAGAAUACACCAUUUUCUCGUAAAGAAAAUUACAUGAUUCAGCUUGUUGUUGCUUUCGGAAAUCAACUCAGACUAAUUAAUGAUAAAACAAUACCAAAAAAUAUUCUCAUAAAAGCACAAAAAUACCCAAAAAUUGUAAGAGAACUACUAGAUAGGGGAUGGGAAUUCAUAUAUCCAUGUCCUAGUGAUACCGAAUUAAAUUCUAUUGCUGACAUCCUAGGAGUAUCUUCUAAAGUUUCUCAGGCUUCUUCUAGUGUUAGAUAUGAACGUAUUAUUAUUCAAACAACAAAUUCAACUCAAAAUCCCUUUACAAAACGAAAAUUAGAAAUACUUCAACGGCAAACGCAGAUGUUUGAAGAGUAUGAAAAGCAAUUAGGUAUAAUAGACAAAAGUGAUGACUAUACUGAUAGAAUUUCUGAUCUUUUAGGUUGUAUAGGAAUUCAUACUACAAAUCAUGAAGAUAUACUUAAUGAAGUGAAGAAAAUUAUCUCUAAAAGUAGGAAGCAAAAGCAAAAUUUUAUUAAAUCUGAAGUUGAAUCAAACAUCGCAAAUAAUGAAACUUCUAAACAGACAAAUCUUCAAACAGAAGAAAAAAUUAACGAUAUUGAACCAGAAUAUAAUAAGUCAAGCUCCGAAAAAGAGGAAAAUCUCCAAGAAGAAGAAAAUAUUUCUGAAAAUAUUGAUGAAUACGGAAGUCCAAUUAAAAUUGGAGAGAAGGGAUAUGAAAAGACAAAUUUAGAAGUCAAGCAAGAGACAAAUUCAUCAAAACAGUCUACGAAUUCUGAAAAAAGUGAAUAUUCUUAUUAUUCUUCAACAAAAUCAGCUGAAACUAGUGAAGGUAGCGCUUAUUUUCCACCUAUUAGUAGCAAUUCUUUGGAUUCUGAGUCAUCAGCAAAUUCCUGGGAGGUUGAUCGAAAUUAUUUCCAACCAAUUCGCGAAUUAUCUGCAUCUCGUUCUUCUAUAGCAUCAGAGUCAAACUCAUCUUCAAGUAGAUUUGGACUUAUAAGCGAACCAAAAUCUGAUUCUUCAGUAAUUUCUACUGACUCAACUCACAAAAAGCGUAAAAGUGUUAUUCCAUUAUCAAAACAUCUUGUGGAGAACAAAUUAUAUGGAUAUACAUCUAGAAACGAUGCCCAAAGAAUUGAUCUUGAAAAAACUGAAAAGAAUAGACAAAAAAGGAAGAGUUCUGCUAACUAUAGUCCAAAGUCUGACAAAGAGUUUAUUUACUCCUACGAAUACGAAAGUUUACCAAAUGGAAAAAAGAAAUCGAAGAGGGUUCUAAGCAAAAAGAACCAAAAGUCCAUCCCUCGCGUAGAAUCAGUUCUCUCUUCUGAUAGUUACAGUAAGGAUAGCUAUAUUUCUUCACCACCUCAAUCAUCGAAAAUGAGGUUUGUAAGUGAACUUGAUUUAGAAGAUUCUGAUGAUUUAGUUCCUCCACAAGAAGAUAUUUAUGAAUCAGGAACUGUAGAAGGAGAUUCCGAAGAAAAUAUUCUUCAAAAAAGAAUAGACUUUUAUUCAGCUGAAGCAUAUGCAGGUUCUGGAAGUCUUGCUUCACUAUCGAUCCCAGAAGUCGAAAGUUUUGGAACAAUGAGCAGUUUAAUUUAA